Prorocentrum cordatum is the source of this 1207-nucleotide messenger RNA. The record is from the annotation of a GenBank genome assembly. Lineage: Eukaryota; Dinophyceae; Prorocentrales; Prorocentraceae.
AGCAAAUCCAGAUCGAGCGCCCGCGCCCCCCGCGGGCGCGGGCGCUCCCGACCAAGAGCCCCUCGGCCGGGCGCCCCGGGACGACCCGGCCGGGCUGCCGCACCACAUGGGCCAGACGGAGAGCCUCUCGCGGGCAGAGGUGCACAGCCUGGCGAACUUCUCCAAGCAGGAUAUCGCUCGGCUCUACAGCCGCUUCCGCUCGCUGGACGCCGACGGGAACGGGCACCUCGACCCCACCGAGAUCCUGGGCGUGACCGAGCUCACCGAGAACCCCUUGGUGCGAAGGGUGAUAUCUGUCUUUGACAAGGACCAGGGCGGGAACGUGAGCUUCCUGGAGUUCGUGCUCGGCCUGGCGAAGUUCACCGCCAGCGCGUCCGAGCAGGAGAAGCUCGAGUUCGCCUUUGCCAUCUACGACGUGAACAAGGACGGGUUCAUAUCCAACGGCGACCUGUUCCAGGUGAUGAAGAUGAUGGUUGGCGACAACUUGGGCGACGUGCAGUUGCAGCAGCUUGUCGACAGGCAGCUGGUGAUGGCCGACAGGGACGGCGACGGGAAGCUCUCCUUCGAAGAAUUCAAGGAGGCGGUGCAGAACAUCGGCAUCGCCGAGCAGCUGUCCGUCGACAUCAGGUCGUACUGAACCCCUCCUCGUGGAACGGCGGGGCCCGGAAGUGUUCUCAGACAUCGAGCCCGCGGGCUGGCCGGGAGCAGUGCUUGGCAGGCCCCGGCCGCUUUUUUGCCCCGCGCGGCACACCUCGGGGCAGCUGACGCCACAGGGAUGACUGCGUCAUGGGACUACUACCACCAUCGAUACCUUCAGCACCGCCACGGUCUACCGCCCGAGCCCAUGCCGCCGUCUCGAAGCGCUUCCGCGCCUCACAGCUCGCUCGUGUGUGCUGCCCUGCAGGCCUCCUUCGCCUCGACCCCCCCGAGGCGGCCCACGCCUCGCUCUCGGCCGUGACCCCCGCCUGCCCUGGCGGGCGCUCGGAGGCCCGCCGGCCCCGGUGCGCGCGCGCGCACGAUCGCGCGGGGCUCCGCGGGCUGCCGCUGAGCUCGGGGGCGGAAAAGAGGGGGGAACGUCGAUUACCCCUUCCGUGCCUCUUGCGGGGCGCGCAGUGGCGCGAACAUCCUGCGGGGGCGCGGGGCGGGGCGGUGUUUCCGCGCGGCCGUGCGCACCGGCAGGGCGCCGCCCGUGCACGAGGAGAAGCAU